Molecule: messenger RNA, 1249 nt
Organism: Colletes gigas
Lineage: Eukaryota; Metazoa; Arthropoda; Insecta; Hymenoptera; Colletidae
Exons: 5
Coding region: 96-581 (161 amino acids)
Cellular component (GO): membrane
Source: RefSeq, a predicted model, not a curated record
GCGUUGGAAACACAACCGUGAAACCGUCCACUUCAGUCAAACGCAGACGGUCACUGCGCGACCACGUACCUGAAUAAGUAUCGAUAACGAAGGGAAUGACAAUGUCGCACUCGGUAACAAUCAGGACGCAAACGGUGACUAGCAGCUCUACGGCGGUCAUCGUCAACAGUGGCUACUUGAAGACGUGGACCGGCUUUAUAAAGUUGUUGCAGUUGGCGCUGGGAAUCGUUUGCGUGGGAAUAGUCGGUCAUGAGCACUCCGUGUAUACAAUCUCCGCUGAGAUCUUUUUCCUCUUAAUUGCGACAACGUUUCUGAUCGGUACGUUCAUUAUCGUUGUGAGUUGCCUAGCAUCGCUUUCAACGUCCUCCAUCAUCGUCAAAACCAUCUAUGAACUUAUGUACCAUGCUAUAGCAUUCGGAUUAUAUCUAGCUGCAUCGUUGACGUAUCUGGUGCAUGUUUCCAACAGAAACUACGGAAGGAGUUACGAAGUGACGAUGGGCGCUGCUAUCUGCGGUUUGGUGAACUCGGCGCUAUAUUUUUUGAGCACGAUCAUGGCUGUACGCACGUACAGAGGAAUUUAAAGGCAUCUUGUAUUUCGCCAAGAAUUUUCAAACACCUGCCUGCCUUUAAAUCGUGCAUACAAUAUGUUUCGCGCCAUCUAUAGACCGUCGAGAGAUUUGGUUCACGCCGGUGUUUCGAUAUCGAACGCGAUUCGAGUAUUAUCUAAGUCACGAUUUUUCAUAUAGAAGUACAAUUUGUCAAACGAUAUUUGUCGUAUUUCACGUGUGUACAAAUAUUUCUGCUGCAUCUUUCGAAACGCAUUACGUAUCAACGACCACACGAUGCUCGUUGCAAACGCACAAAACGAUGAAAAAGUUACUAUUUCGGUUAUAGAUUUUUGUUUACUCAUUAUAUAGACUCCCUAUCGACCGAUAUACUGUAUCUGCAUUUUAUACUUCAUACGAAUUUUCCAUAUACGUUAUUCGUACAUACAAUUAUACAAAGUAUAUAUGUAUAUAUACAUACUAACAUGUAUACUUAUUAUAAAUAAUAUUUAUAUUGAAAGAAAACAAAAUGAAAUAAAGAUUGUCUCAAGGACAGAUUAUUGACAUUAAGAUAGAAAUUGACUGCAACGACAUAACGACUGAUUAAAAUGGUGAUCGAAAGUAUUAGACACCCAUAAAGCUUUGAAUCAUAUAACACUAUUAUUAAUGUUCUCAGGUGAAACGAACAUCACCCGCGGUGACAC